Molecule: messenger RNA, 1176 nt
Organism: Merops nubicus (carmine bee-eater)
Lineage: Eukaryota; Metazoa; Chordata; Aves; Coraciiformes; Meropidae
Gene: SH3GLB2
Product: SH3-domain GRB2-like endophilin B2
Exons: 13
Biological process (GO): membrane organization
Cellular component (GO): cytoplasm; membrane
Molecular function (GO): protein binding
Source: RefSeq, a predicted model, not a curated record
UUCACUGAAGAAAAGCUGGGCCAGGCUGAGAAGACUGAACUAGAUGCCCACUUUGAAAACCUUCUGGCCAGGGCAGACUGCACAAAGAACUGGACAGAGAAGAUCUUGCGUCAGACUGAAGUUCUGCUACAGCCAAACCCUAGUGCCAGAGUAGAAGAGUUCCUCUAUGAGAAGCUUGACCGGAAGGUGCCUUCCCGGGUCACCAACGGGGAGCUGCUGGCACAGUACAUGACAGAAGCAGCUAAUGACUUUGGGCCAGGGACACCUUAUGGGAAGACCUUGAUCAAAGUUGGGGAGACUCAAAGGCGCUUGGGUGCAGCAGAACGGGACUUCAUCCACUCUGCCUCCAUCAACUUCCUCACCCCCCUGCGCAACUUCCUGGAAGGGGACUGGAGAACCAUCUCUAAGGAGAGGAGGAUCCUGCAGAACCGCCGCCUGGACCUGGAUGCCUGCAAAGCCAGGCUGAAGAAAGCCAAGGCUGCCGAGGCAAAAGCAGCGUGUGAGGGAGAUGCUGUGCCUGACUUUCAGGAGACUAGACCUCGUAAUUACGUUCUCUCCGCCAGCGCCUCAGCGCUCUGGAGCGACGAGGUGGAAAAAGUAAGUACCCAGCUGAAGUUAGGGCAGACGGAGUUCGAUCGGCAGGCAGAGGUGACCCGCCUGCUGCUGGAGGGGAUCAGCAGCACACAUGUGAAUCAUCUUCGCUGUCUCCACGAGUUCGUGGAGUCUCAGACCAACUACUAUGCUCAGUGUUACCAGUACAUGCUGGACCUGCAGAAGCAACUGGGCAGCUCCAAAGGAGAAAUAUUUUCAGGCACAUUUGUAGGCAACACGGAAUCCACAUCUCCUGCAGCUGCCACCUCUCCUCCAGCUGCUGCUGCUGCUGCCCCCCUCCCCGCUGUGCCUACUAUCCCAGUUGUGCCCACCAUUGUCGGGGUGCCUAAUACAGUGGCAGAGAGUGUACUGAACCCAAAUGAGGUGAAGCCCCCUGCCAGUGGGACGCGGAAGGCCAGAGUCCUCUACGAUUACGAAGCAGCCGACAGCACUGAGCUGGCACUUCUUGCAGAUGAGAUGAUCACUGUGUACAGCCUGCCGGGCAUGGAUCCAGACUGGCUCAUAGGGGAAAGAGGGAACCAGAAGGGGAAAGUUCCUGUCACUUACUUGGAACUGUUAAGUUAA